AUGCAAUACUCCCGCGAUGGCACUCAAGCUGAGAAAAAGGACUACGCCUACUUCAACCAGCAAUAUGCAACCUCAACUUAUCAGGUUGAUCACAAUAUGUACCCAGAUCUCAUCGUUCAGCCGAAAGGAGACGAAGACGUCAUCAAGGCUGUGAUUUGGGCCAGAGAGAACAAAGUCGCUGUUGCUGUUAAGAGUGGCGGUCAUCAGUACAGUGGUGCGUCGUCUACCAGUGGCAAGAACAUUCAGAUGGACCUUAGCAACACGUACAAGGACUUGAUGGUUCUGAAUCCCCAUGGUCCCAUUGACAAAGAUAGAGCCCUGGUGUACGUUGACGUCAGUAAUCAACUCAAAGAACUCAACACAUAUCUCAAGCACAACCAACUGUUUGUCCCCCACGGAGAUUGCGCUUACGUAUGUGUGGGUGGGCAUGGUCAAACUGGUGGUUAUGGCCAGCUUGGCCGUGGCUUUGGCCUUUUUGGCGACCACAUCAGAACCAUUCGUAUAGUCUGUCACAACGGUGCCAUUCGAGACAUUUCUAAAGAGAACAACUUCGAGUUUUUCUAUGCCAUACUCGGGGGCAGUCCAGGGACCACAUGGCAUCAAAGGAUUCUGGAUCUACUCCCCCAAAUGCUUACCGCCGUCGCACAAAUGGCCGACAAUGCCAAGGUCCCCCGAGGCUUUGACCUCACUGUUAACGUCCUCAGCAACGACUUUCCCAUCGCGAUGCUAUUUCCCUUAUUGAAUAAUGCUAGUUUUUGGGAACACAUUCAAAACAAGAUCAAGAACGCCCUUGCGGAUGAAUUUCUUGAGUGGCUCAAUGGUCGCUUCCCCGCCGUCAUCAUAGACAAGUAUGACGAGAGUGUUGAUCAAUGGUUCAACAAGUUCCGGGCCCUCAAGAGUUUCUUCGAAAAUGAGACUCUCCUCAUCGACGAGUUCGAAGAGGACAUGUCUCGAAUGACUGGAAGAUGGAUUCUCCCCAGGCGGCGAGAGUUUGAUCUCCCUUAUGUCAAGCGCACCUACUCUACCAAGUCGAAGUCUCUCGAAAAGGACGGCUAG
Fusarium odoratissimum NRRL 54006 is the source of this 1056-nucleotide messenger RNA. RefSeq lists its product as uncharacterized. Gene Ontology annotation, molecular function: FAD binding; oxidoreductase activity. The transcript has 3 exons. The record is from RefSeq and is a predicted model, not a curated record. Lineage: Eukaryota; Fungi; Ascomycota; Sordariomycetes; Hypocreales; Nectriaceae. Bases 1 to 1056 code for a protein of 351 amino acids.